ACACAUCUAUUGGAAGUAAACGCGGGUGGUGUGUUGUUGUGAUUGUGGAAAAUCAGCGAAAAUGCCCCGACCCUCACGUGAAUCCUACGGGGACCAAAAGCCGCCAUAUUCGUACAUUUCAUUAACAGCAAUGGCAAUAUGGAACUCCCCGGAAAAAAUGCUACCACUCUCAGAAAUCUACAAAUUUAUAACUGACCGGUUUCCUUACUACCGGAAAAACACCCAAAGAUGGCAAAACUCUCUAAGACACAACUUAUCUUUCAACGACUGUUUCAUCAAGAUACCUCGGCGGCCUGACAGGCCGGGCAAAGGUGCGUAUUGGGCUUUACACCCCGCCGCCUUUGAUAUGUUCGAAAACGGCAGUCUUCUCCGUCGGAGGAAGCGGUUCAAGCUGUUGAAAAGCGAUAAAGAGACUCUUGAUAACGAACUAGCCGCUUUGGCAAACAUCAACCGGUUUUUCUUCACGCCGCCGGAAAAUAGCGAGUUCGCAAACCAACCAAAGCAGAUACGCGAACCGUCGCCGAUUACUAAAGUCAACGAUACUGUCACGUGUAUCAGGCCUAAAAGGUCUUUCACAAUUGAGAGUCUCAUAAGCCCCGAUAAGCCCCAAGAGACGCAGAAUGUCCACCUAAUGGCGCAUCCACAUCCGUGGACGAUGGCCUCGUAUUGCGAUCUAGCGAUGGCACCUGUCAAUUUGAUGCAAUCGCCGUGCUAUAGCAACUACGCUAUACCACCCUGUAAAGAUCUCAUAGGACUGUCGCAGUUGGCCCUGCGCUCGAUUUGAUAAUUGUGUGCGACUGAUUAUUUAUUUCGUCCAGUGAACGUGCAGUAAAAACUAUAGUAUUUAUAAGGUGAUCGUUCCUGUUUUUGGUUGGUAUUCCCGAGGGAGUAUCACCUGUAUUUAUAGGCUACUAGAAAACUAAAUGUGAUAUUAUUUAAGUUAUAUAAUACAUACAGAACAAAAGGUGUAUUUUAUUCAUUUGUUUCCCAGCACGCGAAGAAAAUUAUAUUUGGCCGUUGUUGAAUUAGCUCUUAUCACGAUACGAGCAUGUAAAUAUUUGUAUUUUAACUAUUACGCAAUAGUUACAAGUCGUACUUAAGUUUAUAUUGUCCAUAUGUGCAAAUCAGUGUAACAUUU
Molecule: messenger RNA, 1138 nt
Organism: Tribolium madens (black flour beetle)
Lineage: Eukaryota; Metazoa; Arthropoda; Insecta; Coleoptera; Tenebrionidae
Product: fork head domain-containing protein FD4-like
Exons: 1
Coding region: 62-784 (240 amino acids)
Biological process (GO): anatomical structure morphogenesis; cell differentiation; regulation of transcription by RNA polymerase II
Molecular function (GO): DNA-binding transcription factor activity, RNA polymerase II-specific; RNA polymerase II cis-regulatory region sequence-specific DNA binding
Source: RefSeq, a predicted model, not a curated record